Molecule: messenger RNA, 6930 nt
Organism: Nilaparvata lugens (brown planthopper)
Lineage: Eukaryota; Metazoa; Arthropoda; Insecta; Hemiptera; Delphacidae
Exons: 19
Coding region: 156-3080 (974 amino acids)
Molecular function (GO): protein binding
Source: RefSeq, a predicted model, not a curated record
UAUGUCGGCGACUGUGUAGUUGUGUCAUCUCGAUCUCGUGUACGACUCGUGGAAAUGUUAAAAUAGUGCUCAGAGAGCGGCGUGCCGAUGUAGAAUGUGGUUAGUGGUGGUGUUCCAGUGCUGGCUUCUGUGAUAUACGCGUGUGAAUUUGAAUCAUGUCAAAUAAUGGUAACAUAGUCGUUGAAUGGCUUCGUUCUUUACACUUGGGUCAGUAUGCUGAGUCGUUUUUAGACAAUGGCUAUGAUGAUCUAGAAAUUUGUAAACAAGUCGGCGAUCCCGACUUGGAUGCCAUCGGUGUUUUUAACCCCAAUCAUCGAAAUAGGUUAUUGCAGUCGGUGAGAACACUGAGAGAAGAAGGCGCCGCUUCUGUUUACUUUACUCUUGAAGAAUCGGCCGCUAUCCAAGAAGAAUGUCAGUGUGAUAGUGCUAGUGCAAGAUCCUCGCGAACCUCUUCUGGUAGGGUAUCCGAAAAAGACGGACUUGGACGUAGUCCGGCAGGGUCCUCCAGUGCUGGAAGUGCUCAGGAACUUGGUCGUUAUUUGGAUGAAUAUGAAGAAGGCAAAGCAGAACUGGUCCGGAUUCCAAGAAUUCAGCUGAAGGUUCUUCUGAAGGAAAAACUUGCACAGGAUGGGAUUCGCCUCAGUUGUCAACCUUAUUCAACUUCGGAAGGAGAACGAGGCUACCUUGAAGGUCUUGCGUCGAGGUAUGCAGACCUCUACAACACUCACUAUGGGGAUGUGCUGGAACACCUGGAGGAGCUGCGGAGGCGAGAGUGGGCAGAACUGUCACCCCGCAUCAGGGUGCUCGGCCCCCUUACCCCUACCACCCCACCCGGUCCUGCCCCCUCCACACCCCCACCCCUUACCCACCACCGGCUCGCCCCCGCCGCCACUCUUACCUCCUCGCAGUCACAGCCUAUCUAUGUGCCCGGCAAAUAUUCUCCUUCCAGUUGCCUGAGUGAUAAGGAAGAAGAUGAAAUCUAUGGAUUCGCUGGCUACGGUGUCUAUGGAAAACAUAUGCUGCAGAGGCAACAGCAGCAAGCCAAACUAGUCAUUGCUCCUAGGCACAACUACCAAAACUGUCUAAGUCCGCGAUCCGCAUAUUUCUACGAAUUCCCUCCUAAUGAACGACCUGGCAAGAAGAAGACGAGUUUUUCGAGGUUUUUGAGGCACUUGAAGACUCAUAGGAAAGACAAAUCAAUAUCGCCCAGACAUCCUUCGUCCAGGCUGAAAGUUCAAGAAGCGCUGAAGAAGAAGGAGAAAUUUGACCGGGAACAUGAAGAAAUUCUGAGAGACAUCAGGCAAGGGCUGCUGCAACUGAGCCGGGGAGUUUCGGAUGACACCUACAUGUACGACGAUGAAAUGCAGCGAUUAGGGCAGCAUUGGUACGAUGAACCGCCCUAUGAGAGUGACCCGGAAGAUUUCCUCAUGGCAGACACCUCGAAUCAUAGCAGGGUAUGCUUCACACUGAACGUGCGAAACGAGAGCAGGAGUGGGGAGAGCGGCGUGAUAUCACUGCGAAGCGCCGGUGACAUCUCGCUGCCCCAUCACCAGAGGCGGUCGGCCGCCAUCUUGGCGAGUGGACCGCCCCCGCAUCCCCUCAUGCACGUGCCCGCACGCAACAACCGCGAGAGUGGCGACUACGCCACCUCCGAUGUACAGAGUGUAUGUUCUCAAAUGUCGUCAUUAUCAAUGGAAACCAGUCGAUCAGAGCAGCUUGAACCUGACAUGUAUCAUAGGAUACGAGCAUUCAAUGGUGUCGAAAGUGCAAUCUCUCCUGGUCAUAGCUCUGACUACGCUGGUCAAGAGGAACUAGUUACUCUACAUUCUUCUUGUGGGAAUACGUCCCUUGCUCAUCGAGUGAGAGGCCUAAAAGGUGAUAAUAGUGUAAGUACAAUGAAGAAGCCGCAGUCAUCAGGUCACAGGAAUGCAGCGCUCCAUCACAGCUCUGCUGAGAGCUUACCAAGUGGAUCAAGUUUGCAGGCGUUGGUACCACCGUCAUCAAAUCACAGCUCUGAAGACUCAACAACACCAAUGGACGAUUCUGUCAGAGUUCCGAUGCUGGCCAGAGCUCGAGCACUCGUCGAUUACACGCCCAGUCCUUAUGAUGAGGAUGCUCUCAAGUUUAAAGGUGUCGAAAGUGCAAUCUCUCCUGGUCAUAGCUCUGACUACGCUGGUCAAGAGGAACUAGUUACUCUACAUUCUUCUUGUGGGAAUACGUCCCUUGCUCAUCGAGUGAGAGGCCUAAAAGGUGAUAAUAGUGUAAGUACAAUGAAGAAGCCGCAGUCAUCAGGUCACAGGAAUGCAGCGCUCCAUCACAGCUCUGCUGAGAGCUUACCAAGUGGAUCAAGUUUGCAGGCGUUGGUACCACCGUCAUCAAAUCACAGCUCUGAAGACUCAACAACACCAAUGGACGAUUCUGUCAGAGUUCCGAUGCUGGCCAGAGCUCGAGCACUCGUCGAUUACACGCCCAGUCCUUAUGAUGAGGAUGCUCUCAAGUUUAAAAAAGGAGACAUAAUCGAGGUGCUGUCGAUGAGCAAGAGCGGACUGUGGCGAGGCCGCACCAAGGGGGGACGGGAGGGGCGCUGGCGGGAGGGGCAGUUCAAGUUCAUCAACGUCGAGCUCAUGCCAGAGACUCAUGUCAGGCCACACAAGCCUCGCCAUCGGCCACACACUAUCGAGCAGAUGCUGCGCACAAUUCAGAUGGAGGAGCACAUGUCGCUGUUUGUAUUGAAUGGCUACGAAGAUCUGGAGGCGUUCAGUGAAAUCAGAGAGAAGGAUUUGGAUUAUCUGGGAAUGACUGAUCCGCAACACAGAGCCAAGAUUCUAGCUGCUGUGCAAGUUUUGAACGAGUAUGAAUCCGCAGACGAAGGCAGAAGCAGCACAGAUGACGAGGCAGCUCUGCGCCUGCGCGAGAACGCAGCCGCCAACAACCUGGCUUGGACACGCCGUCUGCAGGCGGAUGCAGCGCCACCAUUCAGCUGCAUGCAGCCGCAGCCAGCUCACCAGCCGACGCAUUCCUGCCCAACAUAUCUGCGUCCGCCGCUCACAACAGAGCCAACAAGAACGCCAUUGAAAUGAAUGUGUUCAAUGAGAAGGGUACCACUGAGCCCAUCACUGAGAAGGUGGGUGUGGUCAAGUACAUAGCAACGGAACUGAACUGCGAAGCUGGGAAUCCGAGCCAAUCCAGAAAUUGUUCGAAUUUGAGUGAGAAAUCAAGUGACUCGGGAGUUAGUUCCAGCUCGUUGUCGUCGACAAAUCACAACAUAAUUCGCCAGAAACACCAAAGAAGAGCCGCCAACAAACCAGUGCUCAUCGAAAGUCCAACCAGAUGCUAUUUCUUGAACGACCGAAAGGAUUGAUGGAUCUUCCACAAAGGCAUAUCACGUAGGGUAUUUGUUACAUGCUACCGUAAACUAGGUUAAACGUUUCAAAUUUAGAAUUACAGGUAUGCUGAUCAUCAACUUUCAAAUAAUUUUAUAUUCGAUUUUAGAAAAAUAUACUUUUAAUUCUAUUACAAGUCCGGUUUUUUAUUGUAGCCCGGUUGGUAAUCUCUUGGCAGUGAAACAUUUUGUUCCUUUACCAACAAGCUUGCCAGUUGCCACCAACAUAAUAUAUUAUUCCCCAGCCAUCCAAAGAUGUGUAAUAUAAAGUUAUGCAUUUGUGCCAACUUACUAGUGAUAGAUAAUCUCUAUGCGGAAAUUGAGAAUAAUUUUAGGACAUUGUAAUAACUAUUUAUUUUUAAAAAUGUUGAAGUUGUUGAUUAAUUUUUAGUUUGUCAUGUGAUAAAUAGUAUAGUACCAAAAUCAUUUAGUUGAUAAUUUUUUAUUUCCUAUCUCUCUUCGUCCUUUCAUAUUCUUUAGCUUGUGAUCAUUUUACUGUAAGAAAUUAUUCUUUUCCUUUCUUCGAAAAACUCAUGUCAAUCAUAAACUAUCCUCAGAAUUCUCAUCGUUAGCAUCAUCAUCAUCAUCAUCAUCAUCAUCAUCAUCAUCAUUAACACUCAUCAGGAAUUUCAUCAACCACACUCUCAUAGCUAUAAUCUUUUUUUAUAUAAAUAUCAGUAUCAUCGUUGUCAUAAUCAUUACUGGCAGCUUUACAGCUGUAUUUAUUUUCAACACUUCCUCCUUCUUCUAUCUUAAUACUUUUGUCCGUAUUGAUUAAUUUAAUAUUUGUACUUUCGGCAUUAUCAACGUUUCUCAAGCUGUUAUCAAUUUUAAAAUAAUAGUUUCUAUGAUUUUUUGGUUGUUGCUUAAGUGUUUGAACACUUCAUCAUCCUCUCAUACCAUGAAACGUAUUGUUCAUCUCUGAUUAUAAUUGGGAUCGAUUUCAGCUCAGCUUGGUUGAUCACUUUAUUUAGCACCGAGCAGGUGGGAUUUAUCCCCUUUAAUUCCUGUGACAUCUGAAAUUUACAUGCAAAUUUUAAUAGGACGGUUCCAUGUACGAGUAUAUUAUCAACUUUAAUUUUUUAACACUGUAUUUUCCAUUUAUCAAUUGCAGUAAAAUCGCACAAAGAGUUUCUGUUUUUGCUAUGAUUAAUCGCAACAACAUUCAAGUUAUUAAUUUUUGUACAUCCAAUUUUUUAAGUUACUAGUUCACACCCAACUUUAUAAUUAGCUCCCUGUAUAUAUCCUGUUUAGCUUCAUGAUCUAAUAUAUCACUCACCUGAUACUUAGUGGUUUGGUGGUAGUAAUACAAUAUUACUUCCCGUUACAUCAUUGUGCUGAUAAGGUGUUUUGCAUCUUCAUCAGAAGCUGGGAAUAUUACUGUAGUAUAUUUAUACCUUUAUGUUUAACUUCAAAAUAGCAAUUUCAAAAUCUUUUAUCUUUAUGGAUCUGUCUCUUAAGCAGGUGAUUUCUUGAAGUUUUUUUUUUUAAACUGAGUUUUUUAUAUUGUGAGUGAAAAACAAUAUUUUUAAUGAGGAAGCAAUUAUUAUUUUAAUUUUUUAUUAAUAGAAAAAUGCUUGAUUUAAUUCAAUCAGUUGAGACGUUUUGCAGCAUUUGUAAAUCGAUUGAACUCAAAAAGUGUUAUAUACGAGCAUUUACUUUUGCUGCAUCUCAAAAAAAAACUUUCGGCAUUAAUGUUAUCUGAGCGAAUUAUUCUUUACUUUAACAUUAGUUGACUUUGUCAUUUGAAUUACCCAUUGCAUUCCAACUUCUAAAUAUCAAGCAAAGUUCAUGUCACAUAUUUCAUUAAGAGUACCAGUGCUUUAGAAAGUUGAAGACGCUCUCUUUAAAAUGUAAAUCAUUGUCUGAAUUUCUUAGGGAUGAUGAUGCAUGUAAACUCGUAAAAUUCAUCUCAUAUUAUUUUAUUUUUAUUUUAUCAACAAAGAAUCAGAUCAAGUCUUAUGAGCAAUAAAUAUCUGAAUUGAAAAAAUGUUAAAAUGUAUCAAUAAGUAUAGUCACAUUGCUACAAUACUUACAACAAUAAUAGUACCUGUUCAUUUGAACACUGCAUUGUCAAGGUGUAGAGUAAUUCUUAAAGUAUUAUACUGUUAUUUCAGUUACUAGAUCUUGUCGAAUUUAACGUUCUUUUAACUUGAUAGGCCUGCUAUAAUCAAAGUUAUACAAACAUAUUAAAUUUGCUAUGUGUCAUGAAUAGAAAUUUGUCAGUUACAAAUGCCAUAGCAAUUUUGUUAUUGUUAAGAACUUUUUCAUUACCUUUGAAAUAUUAGCAUCUGAAGGUAUUUCUAUGUAUUAGCUAUUAUAUUUUUAGUUCUAUGACUUAUCAAGUAUCAGCAGGAGACAUCUUGAAACAUAACGUUGAUCAUCUAUUUCUAAAGAAAAUGUAAUCUAUUUCUAUUAUUCAUUCUGUUUGGAUCUAUGUUAUGUAUUUUGUUCUUUGCCUACUUCAAGAUGGAUUAGCUUUCAUCACUCUAUAAACACUACACUGAAGGUAGUCUUUUAAUUAUUCAUUUUGAAGUUUCUUAUUUAUUCCCUCUGGAGAGUUACUUUAAUUCAUUAAAUUUCAAAUUAUUAAGUAAUAUCAUUGUCAUGAUUCCUCAAUUUCUUUUUUAGUAAGUUUCAAUUCUCCUACUGAAAUAUAUGAAAUUAAUUCCAUCAGUUUUAAUAAAAAGUUCUAGCUUUAAUUUAUAGAUAAGUUUUUUAAUAAACAAUCACGAUUGUUUAUUAAAAAUUAUAGUAUAUUGUCUAUUAUCUUUUUUUUAUUUAACUGUUUAAGAAUUAACUUAUGUAGUUACUGUCAGCUACCUCAGCCAGCUAGCCUUAACUACAGCCUACCUCAUUUCUAUUCUAGGACUAGAGGCCUAACUAUAUAUCAGUCAUUUCAAACAUUGCAAUAUGUUGCUAAUCUUGAACAUGAUUGAUUUCUCAAACUAUUAUUGAAUAAUACUCUACAUUAUACUGUACUAGAAAUAAUUUAUGUUGUAGCCUAUUUAAUAAAUUAUAUUCAUUCACUGCCGUUCGAUAUUAGCGAAAGUACUAUAUUUCGAAUACUUUAUAAAUCGAAACAUCAGUUCAUGUAUGAAGUUGAUCUGCUCUAUUUAAUUAUAACUACCAAUCAAUCAUUGAAUCCAAAACUGAGAAUAAAUUUAUGCUCCUAAUCAGUAAUUUUAUCUCUCAUUAAUUAGUGAUUUCAGCACUACUCAUUAUACUGUGUAUAUAAUCAAUCUUCUUCUUGCAAAUAAGUCUCACAUUCUACAGCUAACCUCAAAUUGGCCCAACUAGUGACAAAAAAAUUAAAAUGUCCACCUUUUGUCUGUAAUUCGUAAAAUACAUUUUUUCAUAAAAUUUUCAGUUUUUUGGACAUCUCUGUGAUAUUUGGUGAGAACUUGAAACUUUAUAAGGAAUGACUUCUUUGUCCAUUGGUUCAAUUCUCAUUCUACCUAAAAUUCGUUUUAUAACUAUAACCCAUUUAUCUUCUCAUAACCAAUUUUACUUAUCAUCAGUAAAACUUCUUCCAAUGACUCAGAUUU